CAGGCAGCUGCUCGUCACCCGCCCGCCAACAAACGGAGGAUGCCGAGGUCAACCCUGGCUCCCGACACGUUUCCUCCGGCGGGCCCGGGGGAGGGCCGUGGGCGCGGGGACGGCGCUGGGGUGGGACGGCGCGGCCGGCCGGGGCCAGCCCGAGCCGGGGCCGAGCUCCGCCGCAGCCGCCGGGGCAAGCCCGCGCCCCUCGGCCCGCCGCGCCGCGCCGCCGGGAUGAGGCGGGCCGGGCCCUGGUGCCUGCUCCUGGCCGCGGCCUGCGCCCUGGGCCGGGCCCCGCCGCCGCGGGCCGCCGUGCGCUGCCAGCCCGACGGCGCCUGCUUCAGCGCCCACCUCGCCAACGGCUCGUACGACAAGGCCCGCAGCGCCUGCGGCGGGCAGCGGGGCGGCCUGGCCUGGGUCAGCGGCGAGGCGGAGCUGCGGCUGCUGCUGGGGCUGCUGGCGGAGACGGCGGGACCCGCGCCCUCGCUUUUCUGGGUCGGGCUCAAGAGGAACGCCGCCGCCUGCACCGACGAGGGGCAGCCGCUCCGCGGCUUCUCCUGGGAGGGCGCCGACGACGGGGCGGCCCCGCGGGAGGUGCCGGCGGCGCUCGGCCGGUGGGUGAAGGAGCCCAUGAAGUCCUGCCUCACCCUCCGCUGCGCCGGGCUGCACCUGGGGGCGGCGACCCCCGGGGGCGGCCCCAGCUGGGGCUGGAAGGAGCAGAUCUGCCAGCGGGAGAGCCAGGGCUACGUCUGCAAGUACCAGUACGAGGGCGCCUGCCCCGACCUCAGCCCCGCGGGCGCCCUCCGCCUCGACUACCGCCUCCCCUUCGAGAAGCGCAGCGCUGGACCCGGUUUCAGCCCGCCGGGCACCAUGCUGAGCGUGGCGUGCCCCGGCGGGGAGGUGCAGCUCACCUGCCAGCCCCACCGGGGCGGCUUCGCCUGGAAGGGGGCAGAGGACGGGACGCCCUGCGCGGCCACCGGGGCGGCCACCACCGCCGCGGGCGGCCCCGCGGAGACGCCGGGUGCCAGGCAAAGCCCCUCCGCCCCGGCACCCGGCGGCUCAGCGGCGCCGCCCGGCGAGGGAGUCGAGACGGCUGCUCCGCCGCCCUCCUCCUCCAACUACGUUUUCAUCCUGGUGGCGAUCGCGGUGGUGGUGCUGGUCAUCCUGGUCAUGACAGUCAUGGGGGUCUGCAAGCUCUGCUUCAGCAAGAAAUCCGAGGGCCGGGGGGACAAGAAGCCGCCGAAGGCCGGCAGCAAGGCGGAGGCGGGCUCCGCGGAGCCGAGUGGGGCAGAGGGCGGCGACUAGCCCCGGGGCGGCCGGGGCCUCGUCCCUCGGGGCUGCCCCGGCCGGCAGGUCCCACCCCGGGGCAGCCCCGGCUCCCCCGUCUCUGCUGACCCCCCUCUCUCUGCCGCGGGGAGCCGGGGAAGAGGCGCCGUGGGACAUGGCUGAGCAGGACCUGCGGAUUGUCAGACGUGGGGGUGUGCAGCAACCCCCUUUUCAGGGGUUUGAAGCUUGGGACGGUCAAGAGUUUUUGUCGGGAUGAAAACCAGUUAUUUAGGUGCUGACAUAAGCGUAAUAGAAACACAACAGCCUGUCCGACUGCUUGUUUGCAGCAGCAACUGUCACGGGUUUUUAUCCUCUCCAAAACCGUUCUUCGGGUGCCUUGCUUGGAGCGAGUGUUACGGGGACCACUUUGAGCAAUCACAUCUUGUAAUCUGGAAGUCAGUCUUUGCCUGAGUGGUACUUGGAGGCUCUCAUUUUCUUUCUAAUUGCUGGAACGUUUGGAGAGGUGCACUGCCAUAAUUUUGGAGGAAACUGUGACCCAUAUGCUUUCAGACUGACAUUCUUAAAAGUGAAGAGCAUUUCUAUACUUGGAAGGCCAUUAAAUUGCUGAGGAAGUGGGAGAUUAAGGGGGAGUCAGGUUUUUACUUCAGCUGAUGGAGAGAAUAAAGGCUGAUUUAAAACAUAAAUCGCUGCUAUGUUCAUUACUUCAUAUAAUAUUCAUUUUUAUUGUAGCAGAGCAACAAUUUUUUUCAGUUAGUUUUCCUCCUAAGGUGCAUCAGUACACCACCUGCCUUUGGCGUGCGGUAUGUGGCUCCCUUACAAUGAGACAAGAUGCUGACAACUUCGAACUGUGAGAGGAGUUAAUGUGGGUCCAAAUACAUCAUGCAAAUCCCAUUCUUUUUAGUCACAUGUAUUGUUUUCCAUGGAAAGUAAGGAGAGAAUGAUUCACCCUUUGUGCCCCUUUCUAAAUGAGGUAGACACUUCCUCUGAUUUCACUUGGCCAUUCCUGUACAGCAGCUUUCAUCCUGGCCGCAGAACUUGCUUUCUUUGCAUUUCAGGGUGCUGAUGCUCACCUAGUAUUAUUACGGUGUUGGUUUUCAGUUAAAGUGGUAAUGCUAAUCAUUGAUUCAAAGUUUUCUGAGUGCAAUAAGACACAACUAACUGGAUCUCAUCCAACUCUUCUGGGGUGCGGGGAGGGUAGGGAAAUAUUCCCUUAAAACACUUUAAGCUCUGAAAUGUCUUUUUAAAUAUGCUUUUUUUUGUUUGUUUUCCUCUCUUUAGAACUGAUCUUCUGACUACUGCUUUCAUUUUGUCACUUUGUGUUGAAUUUGGAGAACUCCAUGUCAAACAAUAAUGUGUAUUACCUAUUUUUCUUGCAAGCAAAGAUUGAAGAUUAAUCUGGUGUAAACAUCUGUUAAGGAUAAAGUAUGACAGAGCAUGGA
This is a messenger RNA of Phalacrocorax carbo (great cormorant), 2717 nucleotides long. NCBI's taxonomy places the organism in Eukaryota, Metazoa, Chordata, Aves, Suliformes, Phalacrocoracidae. The record is from RefSeq and is a predicted model, not a curated record.